This is a messenger RNA of Phlebotomus argentipes, 712 nucleotides long. RefSeq names its product probable DNA replication complex GINS protein PSF2 (gene Psf2). Bases 87 to 686 code for a protein of 199 amino acids. Gene Ontology annotation, cellular component: nucleus; GINS complex. Gene Ontology annotation, biological process: double-strand break repair via break-induced replication; DNA replication. The transcript is spliced from 3 exons. NCBI's taxonomy places the organism in Eukaryota, Metazoa, Arthropoda, Insecta, Diptera, Psychodidae. The record is from RefSeq and is a predicted model, not a curated record.
AGUUUGAGGAUUCAGUACUUUUGGCGGAAAAGUCACAAUUCGGUUUAUUGCUUUGGUCUCUUGUUGUUUUCCCUAUUUCCUUCGAAAUGGAGCCCAGCGAAAUAGAGUUUCUGGCUGAAAACACAAUUGUGGGAGUCAUCCCCAACUUUACCUGUGAUGCAAUCUACUUGAUAUCUGGCAGUGUGGGCCCUUUUCGCGCUGGAUUGCCGGUGCACGUUCCUUUGUGGUUAGGUGUUCACCUCAGGAAGCGGCAGAGAUGCCGUUUUGUGGCCCCUGACUGGAUGAACAUAGACGACUUGGAGGAAUUGAAGGAGGAAGAGAAGCGACAAACUGGUUUUGUGAAGAUGCCAAAUAGUCACUACAUGCCGGUAACGAAACUGCUUCUUUCGGUGGCUGCUGAGGAUAUUCCUGCAUCGUCAGAGAUCCGGACACUUAUCAAGGAUAUUUAUGAUGUCAGGAGUUCGAAAUUUCGCUCUUUCAUGGACAGCUUCAUUCGUGGUGAGGAACAGAAGAUUAAGCUGAACAACCUGACAAGCCUAGAGAUCCACACUUGGACUCCCUUGUUCCCUCACGCUCUUGACUUUCUGGCACGCCUAAAGCAGGGAGCAGAGCAAGCCGCCUACAAUGCCAGUCGCACGAGAAAUUCCUCAACAUCUCACAACAUGCACUCCAGCACACACUCUUGAACGCAAUCCCAGACUGGUCUGCUCGC